Messenger RNA from Molossus molossus (Pallas's mastiff bat), 804 nucleotides. RefSeq names its product zinc and ring finger 2 (gene ZNRF2). The transcript is spliced from 5 exons. The coding region runs from base 1 to 723 and encodes 240 amino acids. NCBI's taxonomy places the organism in Eukaryota, Metazoa, Chordata, Mammalia, Chiroptera, Molossidae. The record is from RefSeq and is a predicted model, not a curated record.
AUGGGCGCCAAGCAGAGCGGCCCGGCCGCGGCUAACGGCCGCACCCGCGCGUACUCGGGCUCGGAUCUACCUUCCAGCAGCAGUGGAGGGGCCAAUGGGACCGCGGGCGGCGGCGGGACGCGGGCUGCGGCCGCCGGGAGGUUUCCGGCUCAGGUGCCCGGCGCGCACCAGCCUAGCGCCUCGGGCGGCGCCGCGGCGGCCUCAGCGGCCCCGCGCAGCCGCUCUCUCGGAGGGGCCGUGGGGACUGUGGCGUCGGGGGCCCGCGCCGCGCAGUCCUCCUUCAGCAUCCCCAACAGCAGCAGCGGCCAGUACGGCUCUCAGGACUCGGUGCACAGCAGCCCGGAGGACGGCGGGAGCGGCGGCGGCGGCGGCGGCAGGGACCGGCCGGCGGGCGGGGGCCCGGGCGGGCCGCGCCUGGUCAUCGGCUCCUUACCAGCUCACCUCUCGCCGCACUUGUUUGGAGGAUUUAAGUGCCCUGUAUGCUCAAAAUUUGUACCCUCAGAUGAAAUGGAUUUACAUCUUGUGAUGUGUUUAACAAAGCCAAGAAUAACUUAUAAUGAGGAUGUCCUGAGUAAAGAUGCUGGGGAAUGUGCAAUAUGCCUGGAAGACUUGCAGCAGGGAGACACUAUAGCACGACUGCCUUGUCUGUGCAUCUACCAUAAAGGCUGCAUAGAUGAAUGGUUUGAAGUAAAUAGAUCUUGCCCUGAACACCCUUCAGAUUAAGCAUCAGCUUCCUGUUUUAUAGGUUUUCUUCUAAAGAUGCUUGAAAAACCAAGAGGAUAUGAGGAUCUGUCUCUGGAAAAA